UUCAAAACCUCGAAUUGGGUGGAAACUCCAUUAGCAGAGACCACACCAGUACCUCUACUGCUACUGCUUCUAUCGCCAUUAAUUCUCCAAACUUUAUUACGAAUUCUUUCUUUAUCAGAAGGGAAGGGGAAGACGGAGGGGGAGAUUCGAUUUCGAUCGAGGUUUCUCUCUCAAUCCAUAACUGCACAAUUCAUCUUCACGCACUUCAAAGAUCUUCUGCUCUGCUGUUAUCCCCAUCCCAUCCCCUUCACCCAUUACAAUCAAUCAGAUCUCCAUCAAAUAUCCAAUCCCAAUCGCUUUUUUUCGAUCGGGACACUGUUCGGUUCAAUUUCUCGUUGCAUUGCUUCGAUGGCGACCCGAGGAAUUUAGGAUUGACGGCGACUGAAUUAAUUCUUAAUGGCUUCCGAGAAAAAAUCGACUUCUUCUAAAACUUCCCAGAGCAGGGAGUCGAGAAUUGCAGGACUUCGCGUUAAGCACCAACAAGAUUUAGAGAAUUUGAGUCUGACCUCACAGCCCUUCAAGACGCUAAAGUUUUUCACAUUUGCCGUUGGACAAUAUUUGAAAAGAUUGUUAGCAUAUCUUUUCUCACUCCAUGUUUGGCUUGUGCUGUUUUGUGUGGCCAUUGGUAUCUUCGGGAUUAUGCUUGCGACCUUUGAUGGCCCUCACAGGAAGCACGUCGAGGAAGUUCUUUCAUAUACACAUUUCGGAUUGUGGUGGAUUGCACUCGGCGUUGCAUCCUCUAUAGGUCUUGGUUCGGGAUUGCACACCUUUGUUCUUUAUCUUGGACCUCACAUCGCAUUCUUCACCAUAAAAGCCGUGCGAUGUGGUCGAGUCGACAUCAAAAGUGCUCUAUACGAUACAAUACAAUUGAAAAGAACCCCAUCUUGGCUCGACAAGGAUUGUGCUGAAUUUGGGCCUCCGAUUUUUCCAUCUUCGGAUGGCGUUAGUGUUCCCCUCAGUAGCAUAUUACCCCAAGUCCAGUUGGAGGCCAUGUUAUGGGGUCUCGGAACUGCGCUCGGCGAACUUCCUCCCUAUUUUAUUUCAAGGGCAGCGAGCCUGUCGGGUGGUAAAGUGGAAGCCAUGGAAGAUUUAGACGCUUCCUCAUCGAAAGACAGCGGAUUUAUAUCUGCCCGUCUGCAUAAAAUUAAGCUCUGGUUCCUAUCGCACACUCAGUAUUUGAAUUUCUUUAUGAUUUUAGUUCUCGCUUCGGUGCCGAAUCCUUUAUUCGACCUUGCCGGCAUUAUGUGUGGACAGUUCGGGAUUCCUUUCUGGAAGUUCUUUACGGCAACAAUGAUAGGGAAGUCGAUAAUCAAGACUCACUUCCAGACAGCGUUCGUCAUUUCCAUUUUCAACAACCAACUCCUUCACUGGAUCGAGACUGAGCUAAUUCGCGCGCUAAGCUUUCUCCCCGGCGUUGAUGCAAUAUUGCCGAACGUUAUCUCGAAGCUUAAUGCGUUGAAGGACAAGUACAUGGCUACGAAUCCUGACGUUCCAGCCGAGGCCAAGGGGCUUUCGCUUGCGUUCAUUUGGAAUACCGUCGUUUGGGUCGUGUUGGUGAAUUUUUUCGUCAAGAUCGUGAAUUCGACUGCGCAGCAGUAUCUUAAGGAGAUGCAGGACGAGGAAAUGAAGAACACGUCGUCGUUCGACAUGGAGGAUAGGUUUGGCUCGAUGAAGUCCGAUUGAGAUCGAGUUUCUUGUACAGGAAGAGCAGCAGAUUGUUCGAAUCCGACCGGGGAUUUGGUCGAUGUUCUGGGCAGUAAUAUGGUACGAUGAAAUUUCAGUGAUUCUUGUUUUCUUUUAACUGCAUCUACAAUGAAUGUUGUUUUGUUCGAAAUAGUGAGUUUCGAUUGAUUUAUUUGACCAUUGGCUCAGUCACCCAGAUUUUGAAUUUGAGAGGCGCUAUAAACGUAAUCAACAUAUAUUUUUAUUUU
Andrographis paniculata is the source of this 1931-nucleotide messenger RNA. Its product is annotated as vacuole membrane protein KMS1-like. Lineage: Eukaryota; Viridiplantae; Streptophyta; Magnoliopsida; Lamiales; Acanthaceae. The record is from RefSeq and is a predicted model, not a curated record. The coding region runs from base 397 to 1683 and encodes 428 amino acids. The transcript has 8 exons.